Messenger RNA from Lycium barbarum (goji berry), 1460 nucleotides. RefSeq lists its product as uncharacterized. Lineage: Eukaryota; Viridiplantae; Streptophyta; Magnoliopsida; Solanales; Solanaceae. Gene Ontology annotation, biological process: snRNA transcription by RNA polymerase II; snRNA transcription by RNA polymerase III. Gene Ontology annotation, molecular function: sequence-specific DNA binding. The transcript has 10 exons. Gene Ontology annotation, cellular component: snRNA-activating protein complex. The record is from RefSeq and is a predicted model, not a curated record. Bases 367 to 1281 code for a protein of 304 amino acids.
GGAUUCUGGCAUUAAGAGGUUAACGUUUGGAUGGCGAAAAAUUAAGGGGUCGUUUGGUUGCUGGUUAGAGUUAUGCAGGUCUGCGUUUGGAUGGCGAAAAAUUAAGUGUUUUAUGUAGUUAAUGUAUGUAAUACUCUACAUUAAGGAAGGAAAUUUAAGUCAUUAGCAAAAAAACAAGAGAAACAAGAGAAAUAGAUGGGCCGAGACCCAUCUAACGGGGAUAUAAAGGAUUUGGAGGAAGAUUUAGGCAUUACUGCCAUCAAUUUCCUUAAAGUAUCAAAAGUGAACUUGGGAAAUUGCAAGGAGAAAAUUGGGGGAAAACAAAGGAAGAUCUCAAGGCCAUAAAGAGAAGUCUAGAUUAGAAACAUGGACCUUAAACCAUUCAAAUUAGACAUUGAUGAGCUUAUAAAUGAGUUUGCCAAGGGUGGAUCUCCUACUUUCACCGAAAUGAAGAGAGUAUGGGUUUCUAAAAAGUUCUCCUAUAUUUUCGAGGCUAGUCCGUCUAAAGAUCAGGCAUGCUUUAUACAAUCACUCUAUGCCUACUGCACUGGUUACAUGGUGUCUACUCAUUCUCUAUUGAGUAGACUGGGUGGCCUAUAUUGCCUAUAUUGCCUUUAUGAGACACAGCCAUUCAAGCCUCCUUUCAAGAUUUAUAUAUCUCUGGGAGAGUUAAAGAAUCUUAGGAACCUUGUUGUUGAGGCAAAGGCCAAAGAUGUUAAAGUAGUCCCAGCUCUAGCUAAACGUAUGUUAGAUAGGAACAUGUUUCUUUUUGGAUUUGUGGAUGUGAAUGAAGCCUCUGCAGCGGAGAGAUUAGAUGAACUGACAGAAGUACAAAAUGCAAGUAUCCGAAUAGCAUGCAAAAAGUUAUUUUCAAACAGCCGGAUUGAGCACUUCACCCACUUGGAUAUGGGGUCGGAGCUUGAGGUGGAUUUGCUCAGGCAAAAGUCAGAAGAAUAUGCAAGGGCCAAAGAUCUAGCCAUUAAAGGGGCUGGUGACAUGGUGGAUGUAGAAAGUAUAAAGCACAUAACAGAAAACCGGACAUUGAUAGGAGACGUGUUUGAGAAGACUGCUGAUGACUGGAAAGCUCAGAAGGAAUUAUUUUAUCAACAAACAGGCAUUCAUCCGCAGCCUGUCAAAGACUCACUUAAUACUGUGCGAGAAGAGCAGGAAAAGUCCUCCCAACAAGAAGUGGCUGAAGAGCAAGAUGGCAAUGACGACUUCAGUAAGGAACUAGAAGAAGUGUUAUUGUCUGAGCAGAACGAUUUUGACUUCGACGAAUAGGGGAAAACUAGUUUUGUAUUUAGAAAAUGGAUAAAUUUCUAGAAGGUUUAUCGCUAAAUUAUAAGUAUGCUUGUAAAUGAUGUUCGCAGCUAACUAUGAAAGAGCUUGCAGUUCCAGUAGACUGUUUUGUACAUUAAACAUGCUCCAGAAAUGGUAGACAGAUGAAAAUUUUUGUUGUU